AUGACUCCGCCCCAGGCAAAUAAAACUAAAGCAUGCCAGUUCCACAGAAAUCGAGGACACACUACCAAGGAGUGCUCUACCCUUCGAGAUCGCAUUGAAGACCUCAUUAAAGUUGGGCACCUUCAAAGCAUCGUUCGACCUUCAGACGGAAGAAAGCACGACUACCACACUGGUAGGAGGGAGUAUAAAAGGGAGAACCGAGACAGAGCACCUCCAAGGGACAGAUCUCGUGAACGAGGGGGGAGUACGUCUUCAGCCAGAAAGAGACACUUGAGAGCAAUCAAGUCGGUCAACGCCGUAGGCCGAGUAGCUUCAAUCCAUAUGCCCCCUAUUACAUUUACCGAUCGAGACUUUCAAGGUGUCGACCCAGUUCAAGAUGACCCGAUGGUCAUCAGUGUGGAGAUCAACAACUAUAUUGUGAGGAAGACGCUUGUUGAUCAAGGAAGCUCAGCGGAUAUCUUAUACUGGAAGACAUUCGAGCAACUCGACAUUCCUGAACAAGAGUUGACACCUUAUGAUGAGCCAUUGGUGGGAUUUUCUGGCGAACGGGUGGACACUAGGGAACGAUAG
Molecule: messenger RNA, 570 nt
Organism: Cajanus cajan (pigeon pea)
Lineage: Eukaryota; Viridiplantae; Streptophyta; Magnoliopsida; Fabales; Fabaceae
Source: RefSeq, a predicted model, not a curated record